Molecule: messenger RNA, 776 nt
Organism: Racocetra persica
Lineage: Eukaryota; Fungi; Glomeromycota; Glomeromycetes; Diversisporales; Gigasporaceae
Source: the annotation of a GenBank genome assembly
UAUCUAUAAUGAUGGUUAACAAUGAAAUUGGUGUGAAACAACCAAGUAAAGAAAUUGGUCAAAUUUGUCGUUCGAAAAAUGUUUUCUUUCAUACAGAUGCUGCGCAAGCAAUUGGAAAAAUUCCCCUUGAUGUUAAUGAAAUGAAUAUUGAUCUGAUGAGUAUUUCAGGUCAUAAAAUUUACGGUCCAAAGGGUGUAGGUGCUUUGUAUGUACGUAGAAAGCCAAGAGUUAGAGUUGAGGCUCUACAAAGUGGUGGUGGGCAAGAAAGAGGAUUGAGGAGCGGAACUGUACCUACACCGUUAGUCGUAGGGUUGGGUGAGGCUUGCAGAAUCGCUAAGGAAGAAAUGGAGUAUGAUGACAAACGUGUUAAAAAACUUUCACAGAGACUAGUUGACGGAAUCAUGGCAAAAGUUCAACACGUAGUUCGCAAUGGUGAUCCAAGUUCGGGUUAUCCAGGCUGCGUAAAUCUCUCAUUUGCCUAUAUUGAGGGCGAGUCACUUUUAAUGGCACUUAAAGAUAUUGCACUUUCUUCUGGUUCAGCAUGUACUUCUGCAUCCUUGGAGCCCUCAUAUGUUUUACGUGCAUUAGGUGCCGAUGAUGAUAUGGCACAUUCAAGCAUCAGAUUUGGUAUAGGAAGAUUUACUACGGAAGAGGAAAUUGAUUUUGUUGUGAACAAAGUUGCACAACAUGUUGACAAAUUAAGAGAAAUGUCACCACUCUGGGAAAUGGUUCAAGAAGGCAUAGAUUUGAAGUCAAUUCAAUGGAGUCAGCAUUAA